Molecule: messenger RNA, 2244 nt
Organism: Mercurialis annua (annual mercury)
Lineage: Eukaryota; Viridiplantae; Streptophyta; Magnoliopsida; Malpighiales; Euphorbiaceae
Product: D-3-phosphoglycerate dehydrogenase 3, chloroplastic-like
Exons: 5
Coding region: 359-2131 (590 amino acids)
Biological process (GO): L-serine biosynthetic process
Cellular component (GO): chloroplast stroma
Molecular function (GO): phosphoglycerate dehydrogenase activity; NAD binding
Source: RefSeq, a predicted model, not a curated record
AACUUUGAAACAUUGGUUCAUAAUCACCACAUGAUAACUUAUAUGUUGAACCAAAUAUCAGAGCAGAGAGAGCCACAUCCACCAAAUUAAAUGUCCCAAUUUUGGUAAAUUAUUCUACCAUCCCUACACUCGAGCUCCCUUCCAAUUCCAUUAUCAGUAUACUGUGCUAUCAAUUUAUCCAACUCAAAUUUUGAUUGGCUGGGCAGGCAGAUGCUAAAGUUAGGCAAUUUCCUGCCAAAUCUGUCAGUCAAAUCUUUAUUGCUGACUUGGCAGCAGAACUCAACUUCAGUCAAUCUGUAAUACUCAAGGCAAAGAGGAGAAGAGAGGCUAACAAAGAAGAGAAUUGCCGUCAGAUUACAUGGCGGCCAACAUCAUCUUCACUCCGAUCAAACUCUCAUGGAAACUCUCUCUCUCCUCAACUCUCAUCCCCACUCACUUUCAUCGCGGCCAAAAUGGCACCACACAAAAAUUCACCGUCCACGCCGCCAUGAUGGAUGCAAAGCCUACCGUUCUUGUGGCUGAGAAACUCGGGGAAGCAGGCCUCGAUUUUCUCAGAACAUAUGCCAAUGUUGACUGCUCUUACAACCUCACCUCAGAGGAACUAUGCACUAAAAUAUCGCUCUGUGACGCGUUAAUUGUGAGGAGUGGAACGAAAGUUACCCGCGAAGUGUUUGAACAUUCCGGUGGAAGACUUAAGGUUGUUGGUCGUGCUGGUGUUGGAAUUGAUAAUGUCGACUUAUCCGCCGCCACUGAACAUGGGUGUUUAGUGGUCAAUGCGCCUACGGCUAAUACAAUUGCAGCUGCAGAACAUGGGGUUGCUUUGCUCACUGCUAUGGCCAGAAAUAUAGCGCAAGCUGACGCGUCUAUUAAAGCUGGGAAGUGGCUGAGAAGCAAAUAUGUAGGUGUGUCGCUUGUAGGGAAAACAUUAGCUGUUAUAGGGUUCGGAAAGGUUGGAUCAGAAGUAGCUCGGCGAGCAAAGGGUCUCGGAAUGCAUGUUAUUGCGCACGAUCCAUAUGCUCCUGUGGACAGGGCAAGAGCAAUUGGGGUAGAAUUAUCAAGUUUUGAUAAAGCCAUAUCAAUAGCAGACUUUAUCUCAUUGCAUAUGCCACUUACUCCUGCUACAUCAAAAAUGUUCAACGAUGACACUUUUUCAAAGAUGAAAAAAGGAGUCAGGAUUGUUAAUGUUGCUCGUGGUGGUGUUAUUGAUGAGGAUUCUCUAGUCAGAGCUCUGGAUUCUGGGAUUGUUGCUCAGGCUGCUCUUGAUGUAUUCAUAGAAGAGCCUCCACCACAAGACAGCAAGUUGGUGCUACAUGAAAAUGUGAUUGCAACUCCUCAUCUUGGUGCUAGCACCACCGAGGCACAGGAAGGUGUAGCCAUAGAAGUAGCAGAAGCUGUUAUUGGGGCUUUGAGAGGAGAGCUUGCUGCUACUGCAGUGAAUGCACCCAUGGUUCCUGCUCAGGUGCUUUUAGAAUUGGCAGCAUAUGUUGGUCUUGCAGAAAAACUUGGAAGGCUAGCUGUUCAACUAGUUGCAGGUGGAAGCGGUGUACAAUCAGUGAAGGUGGCUUAUGCUUCUACAAGAGGUCCGGAUGAUCUCGAUACAAGACUGCUUCGAGCCAUGAUUAUUAAGGGUUUGAUUGAGCCUAUCUCUAAUGUUUUUAUAAACUUGGUGAAUUCUGACUUCAUCGCUAAACAGAGAGGAAUAAAGAUAGCAGAGGAGCGCAUUGUGUUAGACGGUUCGCCGGAGAAGCCACUGGAGUAUAUCCAGGUUCAAAUUGCCAAUGUAGAGUCUAAAUUUGGGAGUGCAAUUUCGGAGUCCGGAGAGAUUAGAGUGGAGGGAAGAGUAAAAGACGGGAAGCCUCAUCUUACUAUGGUGGGAACAUUCAGUGUUGAUGUGAGUAUGGAAGGCAGUCUAAUUCUCUGCCGGCAAGUUGAUCAGCCUGGUAUGAUCGGAAAAGUUGGGAGCAUCUUAGGUGAAGAGAAUGUAAAUGUGAGUUUCAUGACUGUUGGUCGGACUGCUCCGAGAAAACAGGCGGUCAUGACCAUCGGUGUGGAUGAGGAACCCAACAAGGAAGCAUUGAAAAGAAUUGGGGAAAUACCAGCAGUUGAAGAAUUUGUUUUUCUCAAGUUAUAGUUUAUUCAAAAUUGAUUUGUAUUUUCUGGCCAAAUCUUUUUGUUGCGUAUAGGCUGUAUUCUUCUCUCAUUUGCUAAAGAGUAAAGAGUAAUAUGACCCAACAUUUUUAAUUA